CGAGAGAAGACGACAAAAAGUGUACUUUGAAAUUUCUAUUUUAAAAUUAAUGUUUUUUAAAAAGAAAUUGUGGAAUGCAAAGGAUCAUAAUGACUGCUGAAAAUAGUGUGGCCAAGGCACUGAGAUCUGUAGGUGAAAGGAUUCAAGCAGCCUCCGUGCAAAGAACCUCGACCAUACCCAGUGUGGAACCAAGACUAGUAGCAGUGAGUAAAACCAAACCAGUAUCUAUGAUCCUUGAGGCUUAUCAGACAGGACAGCGCAACUUUGGUGAAAACUAUGUACAAGAGCUAGUUGACAAAUCUCAUGAUGCCACAAUAAGAGAACAGUGUACAGAUAUCAGGUGGCAUUAUAUUGGUCAUCUUCAGAGUAAUAAGGUCAAGAAACUUCUCAGCUCUCCUAAUCUGUACAUGGUGGAGACUGUUGAUUCCAGGAAGUUAGCAUCAGAGCUUGAGAAACAUUGGAGCAAAGAGACAGACAGAGGAACUCUCAGGGUCUUUGUGCAAGUCAACACAAGUGGAGAAGCAAAUAAGAGUGGUGUGUCACCUGAAGAGUGUAGUGGAGUAGUAAGACAUCUCUUUGAUAACUGUCCUAGCUUAGAGUUUGCUGGUCUCAUGACAAUCGGAUCAUUUGAUCACAGCCUUGACGAUGGUCCUAAUCCUGAUUUUCAGUGUCUAAUCAGAUGUAGAGAAGAUGUAUGUAAGGAAUGCAGUCUGGAUAUUGACAAGGUAGAGCUUAGUAUGGGCAUGUCACAUGACUUUGAACAUGCAAUAUCUGUAGGGAGUACAAACGUCAGGGUUGGAAGUACUAUAUUUGGAGCUAGAGAGAAAGCUAAAAGUAAAAGUGAACCACCUGUGAAGAACAAGGAGGAACCAGCGUAAAGCUCUGUUUGAAUCAGUGAACUGAAUUUAAUAGUACUCCACCAUGAAUAUAUCAGUUGGACUAACUUAGACUGAUAUAACUCGGUCUUCUAUGAAGUCUAUGUUAACUGCUUUAUUAUAUUUGCAAUAUGAAUGUAACAAUGAAUAACAAUCAUGACAAUAGGAUGAUAUGAAACAUGUACUGCUUGUUCAAUAAUAAGUUGAUUUGUGACAUUAAAGGGAAUACUCACAAAGGUUGAGGUACAUUGCUUUUGGAAAAUUCUUGAAUUAUGUAAACUUUAAUAAAAUGUAUUCAUUGUAAGGUUUCUGAGCAGUAUUUCUAAUCUUAAAUGAAGAUGGUUGAUAAAUUUCACAGAGGUUUGAACACUCAAUAACCAGCAAAUAUAAGAGUGAGGAUGUCCCAGGCAACAAUAUUACAUGUAGGUAGUCUUGGGUUUAGGCUGUACAAGAUUUUCAUUUUGUCUACCUGUAUUUGGACAGCCAUCUUGAAAUUGCCCGAGACAUCUUGUAGCAUAUGUUGUGGAGAUAAAUUACACAUUAUAUUUGUCUGCCUGUCAACUUAAGUGUGCUGAACCCAGGGGUCUUGGUGAAAUAAAAAGAUACAUUUUAAUCCAUAUUUGUUCCAAUUUAUCCCCACAUUUUUUAUUUCAAUUGUAAAUGUGAGAAGAUUCUGUUAAUGGGGGGGUGGGGGAUUACAUUAGAUUUGUGUUGACCAUGUACUUGCCAGCAUAUUCGAAGAGAAUAGAAUAUAAGUGCUCAUGUAAUUCAGGCAAAUCCGUAAAGUAAUCAACCUUUUGUCGGUCCAACUCCAGGGUUCCCAGCCAAUCAGGGGAAAUUAUUUUACUUUUACCAGUUAGGGAUAAAUCAGGGAAUUUAAUUUUAAAAAAAUACCUCAAAUCAGAGAAAAACAGACUCUUAUAUUUUGUUGCUUAUCGAAACAACAUCUAUUGAAUGACUGGUUAUGGUGGUACUAGUUAAUUAUACAUUGUUGUUUUUAUGUUGAAAAUACAUGUAAUUAACUGCAACAACCUAGAAAACAUGCGAAAAUGGGAAUGGGUUUAAAUGAUUUUCAGGGAAUUUUUAAACUUUAUCGGGGGAAAAUCAGGGAAUUUUGUGUCCGUAAAAACUGGGAAACCUGAAGUCCCAGUUUCUGCUAACCCUACUUCACUUCAUUCAUGAACUACUCAAGCUAUGAUAAUUUCAGAGCAGUAUUGAAUAUCUCAUAAGAACUAGAAAACAGACAUAUUAUUUCAGGAGGGUCUUACAUAUACAGGGUUGCAUGUCAUUAACCUUUCACAAUUUGUAGAUUUGAGUUGGUCAACAUGGUACAUGUGUUACCACUCAAUUACAUUGCUGUGACCUUAAAUUUUGUUUUUUUCAAUAAUUUGUUAUCAAGAUAUUUAAAUUCAAAAGUACUUAACUUAACCUACUCACAGUGCUAUCAUCUUUCAGAUAUUAUUUUUUAAUUGGGGACACUUUUUUUUUUUUAAUUUUCAAACUGUUGAUGAAUAUAUUUAUAAUUAGGGUUGUUCUGUUGCAUGAUCAUUCUAUCUUUUUUCUUUUUGACCCCCACCCCCUUUCAGAUCUCGGCCGCAAAAUGUCUGAUCAACGUUAAAUAUUCCUCAGAUGUUAAGACACCUGUUAAGGGUGCCACUGUUAAUUUUUUUUUUUUGCAGAUGAAAUCGUUUUUGUAUUUCAUAAUAGUGGAUUAUGGAAAAAAGAUUGGUGUUAUACCAAAUAUUUUGCAAAAAAUUGGUGAAAAGCACCGUGUACAAAAAAAUGUUCAAACAUAUUCUUUUAUUACUAAUUGUUGUGUUAAUUCCAUAUGUAUUCAAUUGUUUUAAUGAUUGUGUUCCAGAAUCUAAUUUUGAUUCAUUUGAAAUUAGGAAGUAUGGUUCAAAUGGCUUAGAAUGUGAAAUUAAUAGUGUUCUGUGCAAUUUAUGAAAUCAGUAUUUCCAAUUCAUUUGUACAGAAGUUCCUGAAAAGUGCAUUUUUUUAGCUUACAAGCAAUUACAGAAUCACUAGUGACCCUGUAAUCUGGGAAACGAGAGAUACAAACGUUUUUAUUAAUUAUUAAAGUAGGUCCCAACUUGUUUAGAAUAAUGUAUAGCAUUCAUGAGGUGCUGUUGCCUAUUCAAUGGCGCAAUACAUGUAUAUAUUUCCUCAGCUAUAAGCUCCAGUUGCUAAAAACGCUUGGUGCAUGAUAAUAUUAAUGAAAGUUUUUGUAAAGCGCAUAACACAUUAUGAGUAACGUCUCUAUGCG
Lytechinus variegatus (green sea urchin) is the source of this 3141-nucleotide messenger RNA. RefSeq names its product pyridoxal phosphate homeostasis protein-like. Gene Ontology annotation, cellular component: intracellular anatomical structure. NCBI's taxonomy places the organism in Eukaryota, Metazoa, Echinodermata, Echinoidea, Temnopleuroida, Toxopneustidae. The transcript has 7 exons. Gene Ontology annotation, molecular function: pyridoxal phosphate binding. The coding region runs from base 75 to 878 and encodes 267 amino acids. The record is from RefSeq and is a predicted model, not a curated record.